CCUCCAUCUUCACGGACUCAGCAGUAUCUGGACCAAGGCUGGCACCAGUACGUGGCCUGGUAGGACACCCGAGCUGCCACCGCCCACCUCUCCCGCGAGGACCCGAGAAACACCUGACGCCCCGAUCUGCUCCCUUCACACUCCCGUCCGCGUUGCCUCGGCAUGGAACCCCACGGUUUCUCCUGGCGUUGAUUUUCUUUUGGCACCCGUGCGGCUCUGCCUCGGCGGAGGCCUCGUGCAAGCUGAAAGCAAAGUUCAACUUGAGUGGUUAUAAGGAUGUGGAGAAGAAGAAGGUCGUCAUCGGCGGCAUGUUUCCCGUGCACAUGAGCACAACUUCCAGUGACGGCAACACUUCACGGCUGCCUGCGUCCUCAGGGUGCGAGGGAAUGAAUUACCGCACCUUCCGCUGGACCCAAACCAUGCUGUUCGCCAUCAACGAAAUCAACGAGAUGGACGAUCUGCUGCCCGACACCGACCUGGGCUACGUCAUCUACGACUCCUGCUUUACUAUCUCCAAAGCCGUGGAGGGCACCCUCACGUAUCUGACCGGGCAAGACGAGGCGGUGCCCAACUACCGCUGCGGUGCGGGCGCCCCCCUGGCUGCUCUCGUGGGUGCGGGGGGAUCCGACCUGUCCAUCGCCACUGCCAGGAUCCUGGGACUCUACCAUUUUCCGCAGGUCAGCUACUCCUCAACCUGCUCAGCCUUGAACAGCAAGUUCCAGUUCCCGACCUUCCUGAGGACCGUUCCCAACGACGAGCACCAGUCCGCCGCCAUGGCCCGGCUGGUGCUGCAUUUCGGCUGGACCUGGGUGGGGACCAUCGCCGCAGACGACGACUACGGCAAGUACGGCAUCAAAGACUUCAAGGAGGAGGUAGAAGAGGCCGGCGUCUGUAUCUCCUACUCUGAAACCCUGCCGAAGGAGAAUUCUCCUGAAGACAUCCAGCGAAUUGUCCAAACCGUUAUUGAGUCCACGGCCAAGAUUAUUGUAGUCUUUUCAUCCGACGUGGACCUCAGUCCUCUGGUUCUUGAGCUGGUCCGGCGAAAUGUGACCAACCGGACGUGGAUCGCGAGUGAGGCCUGGGUCACUUCAGCUCUCAUCAACCAACCCGGAGUGAGUUCUUUACUGGGGGGCACCAUCGGGUUUGGGGUCAAGAGAGGCGACAUUCCCGGUCUUCAGCGACACUUACUGGAUCUGGACCCUUAUGCCGACUCUCUCAACGAGGAAUUUUGGGAGACGCUGUUCAACUGCACAUUAGACUACGGUAAAGCUCUAAGAAAGGCCAAAGCGUUCAACGGGACCAUUCCCGGCGGUUUGUGUACCGGUACCGAGUCCCUGGCUCAGCUCAACAACACCUACUCCGACACCUCCCAGCUGCGGAUCACCUACAGCGUGUACAAAGCCGUGUAUGCCGUUGCCCACGCCUUACACAAUCUGGAGCACUGCGAGCAGGGGCGGGGGCCGUUCAUCGGGAUCGGUUGUGCGGACAUCACCAAGUUUGAGCCGUGGCAGCUGAUGUACUACCUGAAGAACGUGCGCUUUAAAGUGCCACACACAGACGAGGAGGUUUACUUCACCGACGGGGAUGUGGCGGGAUUUUACGACAUCAUCAACUGGGUCGUCGACGGCGACGGGGUCAUAUCUUACGUGACCGUCGGGCAGUACAACGGUUCCGCGGCCCCCGAGGAGAGGAUGCGCUUAAUGAAUGAUUCCAUUGUCUGGAACAGUGACGCGCUGGAGCCUCCUCGGUCAGUGUGCAGCGAGAACUGCCAGCCCGGCACCAGGAAAGGGAUCCGACAAGGGGAGCCGGUCUGCUGCUUUGACUGCAUCCCGUGUGCCGAUGGCGAGAUCAGCAACACGGCCAACGCCCGUGAGUGUGUCCUGUGCAGCGGCGACGACUGGUCCAACGAUGCCCACGACGCCUGCGUGCCCAAGAUCAUCGAGUUCCUGGCCUUUGGAGAGCCACUGGGGAUCACGCUCAUCGUCAUCUCCGCCUUCGGAGCCCUUGUCACCGUUGGCGUGGCGGUGGUGUUUGUUGCGUAUGUCAACACCCCCCUGGUCCAAGCCAAUGAUGCCUUGCUGAGCUUCUGUCUGCUUUUCUCGCUGAUGGUGACCUUCCUCUGCUCCAUUGCCUUCCUGGGAGAGCCUCAACAUUGGAGCUGCAUGACCAGCCAAGUCGCUCUGGCUAUGGGCUUUGCACUGUGCCUUUCCUCCUUGAUGGGCAAGACAGCGUUGCUGAUGCUGAGGGCGCAAGCUAAGAAAGCGGCCCGCGCCGAGGUCAAGGCCGCCGCCAAAGCCGCCAGAGCCGCAGCCGAAGCGGCCGCCAGCAACGGCGGCCCCGACGUCAUCGCGAGCAACACGGCAAACCUCGGCGACGUCGCUGCUCGUGUGAAGCCCGACGGCCUCGGCUCGGCGCACCAGAGGGCGAUGACCGCCGUGGCGACCUUGAUUCAGGCUCUGGCUUGCACCGUGUGGCUCGUCAUCUUCCCGCCCUACCCCGUGAAGAACACGUCAGCUCAGAACGUCAAGAUCAUUCUGGAGUGCAACGAGGGAUCGGUGGUCUUCAUCUGUUGCAUCUUCGCCUACGACAUCCUGUUGGCUCUGCUGGCCUUCAUCUUCGCUUUCCUGGCUCGAAAGCUGGAGGACCACUUCAGCGAGGCCAAAUGCGUGACCUUCGGCCUGCUGGUUUUCUUCAUCGUGUGGAUCUCCUUCGUCCCAGCUUACCUCAGCACGCGAGGCAAGUUCAUGGUGGCCGUCCAGAUUUUUGCCAUUUUGGCAUCCAGCUUUGGCCUGCUCGCUUGCGUCUUCCUGCCCAAGUGCUACAUUCUCCUGCUCAAACCCGAACGCAACACCGAGGAGAUGAUGCGACCCCACGACAGACAACGUGACGCGACCUCAACGGGGACCUCGGCGUCCAUCGCCACCGCCGCCACUGAGGUCAACGAUACAGUCGCAUCGACCGCUAUUGAUGAUUAGGUGAAAGGUGAUAGGAAGUAUAUUAGAUUGUAUGUCAUAUCAUUUAAUAUUAAGGUCCUUGAUUACAUAUAAUUAACUGGAGAUUUUCUUGAAAAAAGUACACUUGGCCAAUGGUAGAAAAUAUGGCUUUACUGCACCUCCCUCU
Syngnathoides biaculeatus (alligator pipefish) is the source of this 3120-nucleotide messenger RNA. RefSeq names its product vomeronasal type-2 receptor 1. The record is from RefSeq and is a predicted model, not a curated record. Bases 309 to 2975 code for a protein of 888 amino acids. Gene Ontology annotation, molecular function: olfactory receptor activity; G protein-coupled receptor activity. Gene Ontology annotation, cellular component: membrane. NCBI's taxonomy places the organism in Eukaryota, Metazoa, Chordata, Actinopteri, Syngnathiformes, Syngnathidae. Gene Ontology annotation, biological process: G protein-coupled receptor signaling pathway. The transcript has 15 exons.